Musa acuminata AAA Group (dessert banana) is the source of this 450-nucleotide messenger RNA. RefSeq lists its product as uncharacterized. The record is from RefSeq and is a predicted model, not a curated record. Lineage: Eukaryota; Viridiplantae; Streptophyta; Magnoliopsida; Zingiberales; Musaceae. The coding region runs from base 1 to 450 and encodes 149 amino acids. The transcript has a single exon.
AUGGACCUUCUCGAUGUCGUUGAUGCAUCGACUAGGUCCAUCAAGGACAUGCUCAAUGCUCUCUUUAUCUUAGUCCUCUACAUGCUUAACUGUACUGCCCUAAUCGAACUAGGCGUUGUGUCACUCCUCUUCUCACUGGUGGUGAAAGACAGGCUGAGGGUGGUGGUAGAGGAUGCUAUGAUGACAAUCGCCCAGGUGGUAGGAUGCAACGAGAGUGCGAAAGCAUUCCAAAGGGUAGACCACAUCAAUGUCCUGGUGGAUCUGGUGGUUGGAGAGAGCAGGAGGGUGCGGGAAAAUGCUACAAUUGCACUACCGAAUCUGGUAAAGAACAAUAGAGAUAAUGCAAUGGGAGAUGUCAAGGAGAUGGAUGCGGUGGAUGUAGCCAUGAGGGCUUUGGUUGAUAACGAUAAUAGGAUGAACACGAGGGGAAAGAGCAGGCAGAGGAGCUAG